GUGGAUAAAAUGAGCCUGUCUGAAAAGAGCAUGGGCAAACCACACUGUUAUACAGCUAUAACCUUGCUACAUGCACAAAUGGAGAAAGUCUUACAACAAGAGAAAAUCAUUAAGACGCAACAAGAUGAAGCUAAGAAAUUGAAGAUGAACAUGAUCACAGGCGAUGAAGGUGGAGAACAGGACUCAGACUGUCUCAGGAUUGUGCUGAUUGGGAAGACCGGCUGUGGAAAGAGCUCUACAGGAAACACGAUUUUAGGAAGAGACAAGUUUGCAGCUAAAUCAAGUCAAAUAUCAGUUACACAACAAUGUCAGAAAGUACACAGUGAGGUGGACGGUCGUCCUGUUGUGGUCGACACUCCUGGUCUGUUUGACACAAGUUUGUCCAAUGAAGAAAUUCAAGAGGAGAUGGUGAAAUGUGUCAGUCUCCUGGCUCCAGGACCACAUGUCUUCUUGGUGGUGAUACAGGUCGGCAGAUUCACAGCAGAGGAGAAGGAGACACUGAAGCUCAUCAAGAAAUUCUUUAAGAAGGAUUCAGAAAAGUUCACCAUCGUUCUUUUAACCAGAGGUGAUGAACUGGAGCGUCAGGGAGAGUCUGUUGAUGAUUACAUCAAGAACAAAUGUCAUAUUUCUUUCAAGAAGCUGAUCUCUGACUGUGGAAGAAGAUACCAUGUGUUCAACAACCGUGAGGAACAAAACCGCACACAAGUCAGCGAGCUGAUAACAAAGAUUGACACCAUGAUGAAGAACAAUGGAGGCAACUACUUCACCAAUAAGAUGCUGCAAGAGGCUGAAGUAGCGAUACAGAUGAAAAUGGAGAGCAUUCUAAAGAAGAAGGAAGAAGAGAUUCAGAGAAAAUACAAUCAAGAAAUGGAAACCAUUAAGCAAAUCAUGGAAAAAGAGAGGAAACAAAUGGAACAGGAGAGACAAGAAAAAGCCAAAGAACUCCAGGAAAUGGAGGAGAAAAUUAGGUUCGAACAAGAGAGGAGAAGAAAAAGAGGAACAAAUUAG
Maylandia zebra (zebra mbuna) is the source of this 1008-nucleotide messenger RNA. NCBI's taxonomy places the organism in Eukaryota, Metazoa, Chordata, Actinopteri, Cichliformes, Cichlidae. The record is from RefSeq and is a predicted model, not a curated record.